Magnolia sinica is the source of this 3098-nucleotide messenger RNA. RefSeq lists its product as uncharacterized. The transcript is spliced from 18 exons. Bases 187 to 2838 code for a protein of 883 amino acids. The record is from RefSeq and is a predicted model, not a curated record. NCBI's taxonomy places the organism in Eukaryota, Viridiplantae, Streptophyta, Magnoliopsida, Magnoliales, Magnoliaceae. Gene Ontology annotation, cellular component: transcription factor TFIIIC complex. Gene Ontology annotation, biological process: transcription by RNA polymerase III. Gene Ontology annotation, molecular function: protein binding.
CGUAUAAACUCUGCCCGCUCCCACGCAAUGGAACCGGUCCCUAUAAAUAGCCCUGAGAACCAUCACAUUCCCGACUUCCACUCGUCUUCUCACUUCUGUCUCUGCAAUUGUUAACUCAAGCUCGUAUGCUCAUCGUCCCCUUUCCACAACCGUUUCUAAGUUGCUUUAUUCAAAACCCUAGCUUGCAUGGCGGAGGAGAUGAAGACGACGGAUUUCGAAGACCCAUCUGAUUCCGUCGAAAGAGAAGCGGAGAUGGCGGAAGAUGCAGAAGAAGGAGGAGAGGAAGGUGAAGAGGAAGGAGAUGGAGGCGAGCACGAAGGAGAAGAAGAUCCCGAAGACGAGGAAUACACCGCUCUGUUCGAAGGCAACAAGGAUUUGUUAGAUUAUGCAGAGGACGACACUUUCGGAUUGAAGCUAUAUCAGCAGUUCGAGCGGCGUGACUACGAAGCUCUGGCCGAGAGGAAGCGCAAAGCGCUCAGCGACCCCUGCUGCAAUGAUUCUGCAAAGAAGCUGAAACAAGAUGAUUUCUGUGGUACAAGCAUUGAUGAAAUAAGGGAAAUGAUGGAUUUUGGUUGGCGGAGAAAGUCAAGAAAGACCAAGAAAAGGGGAAGACGGAAGGGCUCGAAAAAUAAACUUAGCCCUGAAGUCACUAGGAAACUUGGGGAUGCAACUCUUCAUUAUGCAUCUGGCCGCUAUGAUGAGGCGGUAUGUGUUCUCAAAGAGGUUGUGAAGCUUGCACCAACUCUGGCUGAUCCAUACUACACACUUGGUCUUGUGCAUAAUGCAAAUGGUGAUAGAAAAAGAGCUUUUAAUUUUUACAUGAUCGCUGCACAUGUGAUGCCCAAAGAUCCAUCUCUCUGGAAACUGCUUGUAACCUGGUCCAUAGAUAUCGGAAAUAGUGGGCUAGUUAUGUAUUGCCUUUCUAAAGCAAUAACAGCAGAUCCAAAAGAUAUGGGCCUUAGGUUUGAUCGUGCAUCACUUUUUGUUGAGCUUGGGCAUUAUCAGAAAGCUGCAGAAUCAUAUGACCAAAUAUUAGGAUUAUGUCCCGCAAAUGUUGAAGCACGAAUGAUGGCCGCGAAGAUGUACCAGAAGUGCGGCCAGGUUGAGCGGGCUAUCAACACUCUGGAAGACUAUAUUAAAUAUCAUCCAACAGAAAUUGAUUUGAGUAUAGUUAAUCUGCUAGCAAGCAUAUACAUGGAAAAUAAACAACAUGUUAAAGCACUUCUGCAGAUUGAGAAUGCACGCUCGGUUUACUGCUCUAGCAACAAAUUCCCAUUAUGUCUGACUGUUAAGGAAGGAAUUUGCCAAGCUUAUCUUGGCAAUAUGGAGAAGGCUGAGAUUCUACUCGUGGAUUUGCAAAUGGAGAAAGCUGAUCACGGAGAGUUAAUUACUGAAGUUGCAGAUUCAUUUAUGAAUCUUGGGCAGUAUGAAUCUGCAUUGAAAUACUACUUUAUGCUAGAUGGGACUAAUGGACAUGAAAAUGUUUAUUUAGAUAAAAAAAUUGCUCAGUGUUACAUCUCCUUGAAGGAAAGAGCAAAAGCCAUUGCAGCCUUGUAUAAGGUUUUGCUUGCGAUGGAGGACGAUAUUGAUAGCCGACUUACUCUAGCUUCCCUUCUUCUUGAUGAGGAAAAAAAAGAUGAAGCCAUUACUGUACUAUCUCCUCCCAAAAAUCAGGAAUCAACAAUUGACACAAAUUCUGUGGGUCCUAAACCAUGGUGGCUUAGUGGGAAAGUAAGGUUUCAGCUUGCCAAAAUUUAUCAUGCGAAAGGGAUGCUUGAGGACUUCGUUGAUGCAAUUUUUUCAUCCAUUCGUGAAACAUUAUUUAUCGAAACUAUGAAUCAAAAGGUUCGAGUAAAGAAAAAGCUCACAAAAAGUGUUCUCAACGAAAGAAUUAAGGUGGCGGGUGAUUAUGAAGAUGAUAGUAUCUUUCGUGGGUUUAGACCAAUUGGAACCAUUCCAGAAAUGGCCAAAGCUUCCAGAGCAAAGAAGUCACUUCAGAAAUUGGAAGCUGUAAAGGAAGAAAAAAAAGCUGCGGCUUUGGCUGCUGGGCUGGACUGGCAGAGCGAUGAAUCAGAUGAUGAGUCCCCGCCGAAGGCCUUGAGAGAACCUCCCUUGCCAAAACUCCUCAAAGAUGAAGAACAUUAUCAGCUUACUUUAGAUUUGUGCAAAGCAUUGGCAUCCUUGCAGCGAUCUCGGGAAGCAUUAGAGAUUAUUAAUCAUACUCUGAGAUUAGCACACAAAACGCUAUCUGUUGAGGAGGAGGAGGAGCUCCGGUCACUAGGUGCUCAAAUAGCAUGCAACACAACUGAUCCAAUGCAUGGGUAUGACCAUGUACGACAUAGAGUUCGGCACCAUCCUUAUAGUUCGGCUGCCUGGAAUGGUUACUAUAAAGUAGUUUCGAGAUUUGGGAGUCGGUUACCAAAGCAUGACAAGUUUUUGCCUGGUAUGCGGGAUGCUCACCCUGAUUGUGUGCACCCCGUGAUCAUUAGGGGGCAUCAGUCUACCAUGAAAUGCAAGCACCAAGAUGCUGCCAGGGAGUAUCUGCAAGCUUAUAAAGUGCAGCCAGACAAUCCAUUGGUCAAUCUUUGUGCCGGCACUGCUUUGAUAAACCUAGCCCUUGGACUUAGAGUUCGGAACCGGCACCAGUGUAUUGCACAAGGCUUUGCCUUCCUCUACAACUAUAUGCGUCUUUGCAAAAGCAGCCAGGUUGCAGGGUUUAAUCAGGGAGCGAAGCGGAGCAAAGAUCUAGUCGUCUAUCUAGCUGUAGUCUUUUAUUCUAGUUGUAUAUUAAAAAAAAAGAUGUAUAGUGGAAGCACAAAGGAAAGUCUUGAUUAUUAAAAUUAAACAUUUUAUGGAAAUUUGGUUUGCUGUUAUGUGUUUUUUAUGCAAUUAUGGUCAUAGAUACUUAAAUUAUAAAUCAUGACCAGGAAUACAGAGUCGGGUUUGGCUAACCCGGGAACCAAAUUUUAGGGCGUGACAACAUUGUACAUAGAUGAUAGAUCACACUGUUACUUUAUGGUAACAUUCCAACAUGUAUUGGAGAGGGUUACUAAUGUUGUACGAGGCUGAUUCUACAAAUAUCAUUGCACAAAUUAUAU